Messenger RNA from Conger conger (European conger), 7593 nucleotides. It is a transcript of the gene ralgapb, whose product is annotated as Ral GTPase activating protein non-catalytic subunit beta. Lineage: Eukaryota; Metazoa; Chordata; Actinopteri; Anguilliformes; Congridae. The record is from RefSeq and is a predicted model, not a curated record. Gene Ontology annotation, molecular function: GTPase activator activity. Gene Ontology annotation, biological process: activation of GTPase activity; regulation of small GTPase mediated signal transduction. The coding region runs from base 196 to 4890 and encodes 1564 amino acids. The transcript is spliced from 34 exons.
CGCAGUGUCAGUGCCGGACUCCGCCGGACGGAGACGGGGCGGAGAAGUAUAUUUGUGUCGGUGGUCUUGCAACUGUGAUGAUGUUGAAGUAUCCUGGUCUGUAAAACGAUAUUUGUUGACAAGACACGGACGGUUGAUAUGUCAGCCUUUCUUUCUGAUACAGGUAGCCUCUGGAUCGAGUAGAAGAGAGACGGCAUGUACUCGGAGUGGCGGUCGCUGCACCUGGUGGUCCAGAGUGACCAGGGCCACGUGAGCGUCCUGCACACAUACCCCACGGCGGUGGGGCGGGAUGUGGCCAACGCAGUGGUGCGCCCCCUAGGGACCGCCCUCGGAUCCCCAGUGACCGAGAGUCUACUCAAAACUGACAAGGAGGUCAAGUGGACAAUGGAAGUUCUGUGCUAUGGCCUCACCCUACCUCUGGAUGGAGACACUGUUAAGCUGUGUGUGGACGUGUACACUGACUGGAUCAUGGCACUGGUGGCUCCUCGAGACUCCAUCCCACAGCCUAUCGUCAAGGAGCCCAACCUCUAUGUGCAGACUAUUCUCAAACACCUCCACAACCUCUUCCUGCCUAGGCCCGAACACUACAGCCCCAAUCACUUCCGGCUGUGCCAGCAGGUUCUGACGGCGGUGCAGAAGCUGGCCAGGGAGUCAGCCUGCAUGGUGCGGGAGACCUGGGAGGUCCUGUUGCUCUUCCUGCUCCGCAUCAACGACACGCUGCUGGCUCCGCCCACCGUGGGAGGCGGGAUAGCAGAGAAGCUGGCGGAGAAGCUGAUCAGCGUGCUCUUCGAGGUCUGGUUCCUGUCCUGCACACGCUGCUUUCCCACCCCGCCUUACUGGAAGACGGCCAGGGAGAUGCUGGCCAACUGGAGACACCACCCCCCGGUGGUGGAGCAGUGGAGCAAGGUCAUCUGCGCUCUGACCUCCAGACUAUUGCGUUUCACUUAUGGGCCCGCGUUCCCGCCUUUUAAAGUCCCUGACGAAGACGCCAACCUGAUUCCUGCUGAGAUGGACAACGACUGCGUGGCACAGACCUGGUUUCGCUUUCUCCACAUGCUGAGUAACCCCGUGGACCUGAGCAACCCCAUCAUCAUCAGCUCCACGCCCAAGUUCCAGGAGCAGCUCCUGAACGUCAGCGGUGUGCCCCAGGAGGUCAUCCAGCACCCCUGCCUCAAGCAGCUGCCCCAGAUCUUCUUCCGCGCCAUGCGGGGGGUCAGCUGUCUGGUCGACGCCUUCCUGGGUGUUGCAGUCUCAAAGAAAGAGAUACAGGAAAGACUGCCUUCUUAUGGAAUUACAGUGUCUAGGAGCAAUAUUCGUGACAGACUUCCUUCAUUAGGUGUUGCAGUGUCUAAGAACAAUUUUCGGGAAAGGCUACCAUCUUAUGGCAUCUCCCGGCCCAGAUCGGACAGCGCCCCGCCCACCCCCGUCAACCGGCUCAGCAUGCCCCCUCCGCCCACCACCACCAACACCACGCCCCCGCACAGCCGAAGACACCGGCCCACCGGCGUCACCAAGACCACCAGCAAGGCCUCCACGGGGAGCACGGCUCACCCAGCCAAAGUGUCCCACCAGACGUCCUCCACAUCGCCGCUGUCCAGCCCCAACCAGACCAGCUCGGAGCCCCGGCCUCUGCCCGCCCCCACCAGGCCCAAGGUCAACAGCAUCCUCAACCUGUUCGGCCAGUGGCUGUUCGACGCCUCACUGGUGCACUGCAAACUCCACAACGGGCUGAACAGGGACGGCACUCUGACGGCCCUGGCAGCUCAAGCUGGAGUGGAGCUCCGCAGGAAAGGCUCCCAGAUGUCCGCCGAAACCAUGGUGUCCAACCCCAUGUUCGACGCCAACGAGUUCCCCGACAACUACGAGUCGGGCAGGGCCGAGGCCUGCGGCACGCUCUGCAGGAUCUUCUGCAGCAAGAAGACCGGCGAGGACAUCCUGCCCGUCUACCUGUCCAGGUUCUACAUGGUCCUGAUCCAGGGACUGCAGAUCUCGGACUUUAUCUGCCGCCCCGUCCUGGCCAGCAUAAUCCUCAACUCCUCCGCUCUGUUCUGCUCCGAUCUGAAGGGCAUCAACGUGGUGGUGCCGUACUUCAUCUCCGCACUGGAAACCAUUCUCCCCGACCGGGAACUGUCCAAGUUCAAAACUUACGUCAACCCCACCGACCUGAGGCGGUCCUCCAUUCACAUCCUGCUGUCCAUGCUGCCUCUCCCGCACCACUUCGGAAACGUCAAGUCCGAGGUUCUUUUGGAGGGAAAAUUCAGCAACGAUGAGAACUCCCUGCAGGAAAAGGCGGUGACCUUCCUCUCCCUGAAGCUGCGAUUGGUCAACGUUCUCAUCGGAGCUCUGCAAACCGAGACUGAUCCAAUCAACACCCAGAUGAUCCUCGCUGCAAUGCUCAACAUUGUCCAGGAUUCUGCUCUUUUGGAAUCAAUAGGGGCUCAGGCUGAAAUGGGCAGUGCAGAAGGCAGCCACAUGUCGGUGAAGAGCCACAGCCGGAACAACAGCGGUAUCAGCACCACCAGCGGGGGGAGCUCUGAAGCCACCACUCCAGACAGCGAGAGACCAGCUCAGGCCCUGCUACGGGACUACGCUCUUCAUACAGAUACAGCGGCUGGGCUCCUCAUCCGCAGCAUCCACCUGGUCACCCAGAGGCUCAACUCGCAGUGGCGGCCCGACAUGAGCAUUUCACUGGCCGCCCUCGAGCUGCUGGCCGGCCUGGCCAAGGUGAAGGCGAGCGUGGAGUCGGCAGACCGGAAGCGGGCGGUGAGCUCGAUCUGCGGAUACAUCGUCUACCAGUGCAGCCGCCCCGCCCCACAGCACUCGCGGGACCUCCACUCUAUGAUCGUGGCGGCCUUCCAGUGCCUCUGCGUGUGGCUUACCGAGCACCCGGGCAUGCUGAACGAAAAGGACUGCCUCAUAGAGGUGCUAGAGAUUGUGGAGCUGGGCAUAUCUGGGAGCAAAUCCAAGACCAGUGACCAGGAAGUGAGGUACAAGGCUGACAAGGAGCACAACCCCGCUUCCAUGAGGGUGAAGGACGCAGCUGAGGCCACGCUGUCAUGCAUCAUGCAGGUGCUGGGGGCCUUCCCCUCCCCCAGUGGGCCUGCCUCUCCCUGCAGCCUGCUGAACGAGGACACCCUCAUCAGGUACUCCCGCCUCGCCUCCACCGGCCGGAGCAACUUCCGCUACUUCGUCCUGGACAACUCGGUCAUCCUGGCCAUGCUGGAGCAGCCGCUGGGCAACGAGCAGAACCCCUGUCCGUCCGUCACCGUGCUGAUGAGGGGGACGUCCGGACGCCACGCCUGGACCAUGCAGCUGCACCUGCAGCCCCGCGGAGCACGGGCGCGAGCCAAUCAGAGGCAGGUGUUCGUGCCGGAGAGCCGCCCCACCCCAAAGAACGACGUGGGAAUCCGCUUCAACGUCAAACACCGGCCCUUCCCCGAAGAGGUGGACAAAAUCCCCUUCGUGAAGGCCGACCUCAGCAUUCCAGACCUGCACGACAUCGUCAAUAAGGAGGCUGAACUGACCAUGCCUCGCACUACAACACUCAAGUACAGUGACCCAGAACUGGAGAUCCAGCACGACAAGCUGCGCAGCGUGAUGGUGAAGCAGAUGGAGUACGAGUCGGCCCUGGAGCGCCACAGCGAGGACGUCUGGAGGAACAAGCCCUUUCCCGACCCGCUGAUCGACUGCAAGCCCCCCGCCCCCUCGCAGGAGUUCCAGACCGCCCGCCUCUUCCUCUCGCACUUCGGCUUCCUGUCGCUAGAGGCGCUGAAGGAGCCUGGGAAUAGUCGCUUACCUCCUCAUCUAAUUGCACUGGAAUCUGCCUUGCCCGGCUUUUUUGAUGACAUAGGAUACCUAGACCUCCUUCCCUGCCGCCCUUUUGACACUGUAUUUAUAUUCUAUAUGAGGGCAGGCCAGAAAAGCAGCCAGGAGAUCCUGAGGAACGUGGAGUCCUCGGCCAACGUUCAGCACCACUUCCUGGAGUUCCUGCUGUCCCUGGGCUGGCCGGUAGACGUGGGCCAGCACCCUGGCUGGAGCGGGAGUGUCUACACCAGCUGGUCCAUCAACGCCUGCAACGGCAGCAAGGGUCUGCAGCAAGCAGAUGAGACCAUUACACUGGGAGACAGUGGUGGUGGCGUCUUCAACGGGGAGAAGAGGGUGCUGUACUACGCAGAUGCUCUGACAGAAAUUGCCUUUGUAGUCCCAUCACUUUUGGACUCUUCUACUGAGUCGUCGGAGAACAGCUUCCCAACAGCGGAGAUGGAUUCUCAGAUGGACCUACUACCCGGAUUGCUGAAACAGUCAAAUUUAACACUGGAGCUCUUCCCUAACCACUCUGAAAACCUGGGACCGUCUCAAAGGAGUCCCACAGUGAAGAUGAAGAAGAUGCCUCUGAGCAGACCUGUGCCUCCAUUGGGACCAGAGACAAAAGUGCUGGUGGUUUGGGUCGAGCGCUAUGACGAUAUUGAAAACUUCCCCCUUCCAGAACUCUUGGCAGAAACUAGCACUGGCGUAGAGACGACAGCAAACAGCAGCGCUUCAUACAGGCCCAUGGCGUCGGAGAAGGACGUCCUGGUGAUCUUCAUCCACCCCCUGAAGACGGGCCUGUUCCGCAUCAAGCUGCACGGGGCCAUGGGGAAGUUCAGCAUGGUCAUCCCCCUGGUGGACGGGAUGGUGGUCAGCAGGAGAGCUUUAGGGUUCCUCGUGAGGCAGACGGCGAUCAACGCCUGCCGGAGGAAGAGGCUGGAGAGCGACUCCUACAACCCGCCCCACGUGCGGCGGAAACAGAAGAUCGCCGAGAUCGUCAACAAGUACCGCAACAAGCAGCUGGAGCCCGAGUUCUAUACCUCACUGUUCCAGGAGGUGGGAGAGAGGAGCCUGAACCCCUGAGAGGGAGAGCACUGCGCAGAUCCUUUAUAUUUAUAAAAACGACUUUGUUAUUUAUGUCAGCACUUGGCGGCCGCACACUACAGACGCGGGAGGUCCUCGGAAAGAACGGCUAACUUCCACACUGACACGUGGCCAUGGCGACUACUCCCCACCCCUUACACCCCCUCCUGUGCCCCCUCCCCUCGCUCCCACCCCUCAAACACUACAUAGGACCGACAGGAAGACGGACGGACGGACAGACGGACACGGCCGUCCCUCAGCCCAGAGCUCGGACCACCCUGCCGUCGGGGUCAGUGCGUGAUGGACUGGAGAGGAAAUGGUGAGGCGUUUCAGACCGGGGACUCGUAGCGUGGCUCGUAGCGUGGCUCGUAGCGUGGCUAGUAGCGUGGCUAGUAGCGUGGCUAGUAGCGUGGCUCGUAGCGUGGCUCGUGAUGAAAGCUCAUACCAUCCGCGCAAGCAGCGAUGUCUGACGAGAGAGGCCGAAUCUUGUUUUUCCAAAGAAUGCAAUACUGUCCUUUCACCGUUGUCAUACCUGACUGUACUUUGUUUUUGGUUUUCAACACUGCUGUAAUUUUUCUUUCCUUCAUAUUUUUGUCAGAAUUUUAGGCCUGGAAUGAAACCAUAUACAACUUGGCAAAUAAAUGACAAAAUGCAUUUGAAAUGCCAAAAAGCAUUUAAAAUGCCUAAAAUAGUACUGCUGCAAUUAACACUACAUUGGUAUAGGCUGACAAUUUUGUUUUGACUGCUAUUUGUGCUAACAAAGUGUAUAAGCAAGUUCAGUUGCUAAAAUGUAUUUUAUAAAUUAAGUCUUUUGAGUGAUUUAUCCCCACACAGAUCCACUCGUGUCUGUAACAUAAAACUUUAUUUUAAUCUCAGGUAGUUUAUACCAUAUUGGAUAUGCAGUCACCUGGUCAUGUAUUUAAUGCACUUCAACCAACUGACCUCAGUUUAGACAUCAAUCGCACGGUUUGGCCAUUGAUAAGCAUAAGUUUUUGUUUUUUUUCGUAAUUUUUAAAAAACAAAAACAAAACAAAAAGUAAUUUCAUUUUUGAACAACAAUUAGAAUCCAUUAACUGUAAGAAGCUUGAUUUAUUUUUAACCAUCUUGGAAUGGCCUUACUGUAUCUGACCAUAACACAAAUCGACCACCAUUCCCCCAUGCAACUCAAAGUAUGUAAAUGCGCACUUUCUUACAGUCUAUUGUAAUGUCCAAUCUGCAGGGACUGCUUCUGUCAGAGUUCUCAUUUUUGGCGAUAUCGGUGUGAAAAGUUGCAAAUUAAGCUCAAGUCUUCCUUCUUAUCCAUUGCUGGUUGUAGUGACUCUGACGUAGUUGAAAUGUAAGCUACAUUUUGAUUGGAGCAGUUGAAGGCCUGUUGUGAUUGCAUGGCAUUAGGGAAAUUCAAUUGGAUGAUUUUUUUACUGUUGGAGUUUGUUUUACAUAUCGAGGUCCACUUCUGUAGGGUUUUUUGUUUCCAUUCUCAUUAUUUCUAAAGGAAGUGCCCACCUCUUCCUUUGCUAUUUAAGUAUAGCUCAAAGUGUAGGGGUAAUCAGAUAGACCAGUAGUUCUCUUCCGGUGUCUAUUGUUGUAUACGUUUUCCUGUCGAGGCAGAAAGAGAUCAGCCACUCGCUGUUAGUUUGUCAGUAUUGCCAUGCCACAAUGACAUUUCCCCCCAUUAAAGAUCUCAAUCUGUUUAGUCAAUCCGGCGUGACCACACGGAGGCAUCGAGGUGUUUAUUUUACUUCAGACUGUCUGCAGUCAACUCCAGGCUGUGCCAAGGAUUUUGACCGUUAUAAGGGCUUAAAACGUGUUUUCCCGUUGGAGUUGGAUGACAACCCUUCACCACUGCGUCAUUGUUGAAUACAUUUUAUUUACUGCUGGACGACAUUAACCUUUCUUUAAUGGAGAAAUUAUCACCUAAUUUUGAUCUGAUUCAGGUUUGAUCUACUUUUUUGAAAACAAUGUAUUAUUGUUAUGAUUAUUAUUAUUAUUCAUGCCUCAGUGUGUAAAAUGAAUCAUAUUAAUCCCAAUAAUUUAAAAAACUGACCUCUGAUUUCACUCCAAAUUGAUUGGUCAUCCUUAGAUCAGAGUGGCCGUGUGCAGAUAGGUCUUUGUUUUUCUUCAGUUACUGAUAUUUAAUGUCACUGUUUUAAAGUUUUACUCGUGUUUGACCGGCCUGGUGUUGGAUAACCCAAGCGCCACUGUCCAAAACAAAAGAUUGAGUUCAGCAGAAGGAACAUGCUCUGUUCACUUUUCUUUAUCUUUGCUGAUAUUAAAGUCUUUGAAAAAAAUGGAAUGUGUUCCAUGUUGCUGUCGCACGUGGCCUCUUGAAAAACCACCGAAAGGUAUCUCAAAGCCGUUGUGCGCCGCAUAUAUAAUGUACAAUCUCAAUUUCAACACAUUGCCUAAACUUGAUUGCCUUUUUUUUUUUUUUUUUUUUUUGGGGUCCCUGUUCUGAUAAAAUGGCAUUUUUUUUCUCUGUAAAUAUUGCAGGCUUUAACAUGAGAUGUAUUUAGUUGGAGGAAUAUAUGUAAAUAUGAAAGUGUGAAGUAUAUUUCAUUUGUCUGUUCUCUUUAUUCAUUAGGAAAGGCACAAAACGCUUGUUUGUAUUUAUGCCAAUUAUAUAUGUGUCCAAGAGAAACACAUUGGAUAUUGAAUGUAACACAUAUACUGAAUAAAAAUUUUAAAGAAGUUCUUAUCAUACAA